UUAAUGUAUUUGUGUUUUAUGAGUAGCCCAUACAUUACAAUCCUGUUAGAGCUAUGGAAGUUAGAAUUUAAAAAAUACUACGCCAUUUGAAUGACUUAAUGACCUGGAUUAUAUAAUUACAUCACGAAAAUGUCAAAUUCAGCAUUAAGCCCACCUGCCUGCAGGUAUAUUUUCCUUUCCGGUAGCUGAUAGGUGCUCAGUUUUCAGGAGGAGGGGUCACACACGGGUACUUCAGCUAAUCCAAAUCAAACAAAAGAUUCGUGGUGUAAAAGAAAAGGAAAAGAAAAAAGAUGAAGCUCUACUCGACUAGAAAAUUCAAAACAGAAAAAGCAGGGCAGGACAGAAUUUCCACGGUCAACAGUUUUAUGAGACAUCUAAGCUUUCAGUGGUCUGGCAAAAAGAGCACUGAAAGAAUGCAACCCAGGGAUUUCAAGAUGGUUAUGCUUUUUGUCUUACUUGGCAUGUGCUCGCAGAGUGCUGCCCAAGACGGUAUUAGUUUAGCCAUAUACACAGUAACAUCAAAAAGCUUGACGGUCCAGUGGAGUAAGUACUCAGGUGCCAGCUCAUACAAGAUCACGGCAACUCCAAAGAAUUCACCUGAGCCACCUGCAUUUGCCCAGUUCAGUGAAAAUUCAGUAAUGGGCUCUGUUAAUUCGCUGGCUCCCAACACCAUCUACAUCGUGGCGGUGGAAGCCAUGGAUAACGCAUUGAAUGUCCUGAGUACUGCAGAGGUUGAAGAGGUCACAGCCCCUGAGGUGCCGACGAUUGAGCAGGCGUACUCGAAACAGAGCGACAGCAUCACGGUGGAGUUCAGCGCCACGCCCGGAGCCAGCUCUUACGUUCUGCGAGCGGAGUCUGCGGCGGGGGAGUUCUCUGAAACUCCGGUGUCCGCUUCCCCAGGGACUGUGCUCCACCUCCAACCAUACACCGACUACAUCCUCAGCGUCAUGUCAGUCAACAGUGGAGGAAUGAGCCAGCCUUCUCUGCCAGUGCAAGUAAAGACAGUGGUGGCUGCCCCAGAGCUCAACUCCACCUCUUCCAGUAACAGCACCAUCCUCCUGACUUGGGACCGGGUGGAGCACGCAGUGCUGUAUACGCUGUGUAUCAUCAUGGAAGGGUCUGAUACUCGGGUCAAGCUCAACACCACCAACACAUCUGUGGCUUUCAUGGACCUGGAGCCUGGCACAACCUACUGCAUUAAGGGAAACGCCUGGGACCCCCACAGUAUCCCAGGAGAGGACUUCACUGUCUGUCAGAUCACACGUCCCCCCACCCCAGGCUUGGUCCAGGUGAUGCUGACUGUUGAUGGCUCUCAGCACAUGGCCGUGCACUGGGAGACCAUGCAUGGAGCAGAUCGGUACUUUGCCCUCAGUACCACUGGCCAGAACUGCAGCUCCUCUGACAGCUACUGUGUCAUCAGCCCCCUCAGCUGUGGUCAGAACCAUUCCAUCACUGUCACUGCCUUAAAUCGGGCGGGACCUAGCGGCCCCUCUGACCCAGAGGACUUCCUCACCUUUCCAUGUCCUCCAGAGUCGAUCUGGGUGGAGGAGCCGGUGCCAGGCCACUGUACAGUCCUGUGGAGCAAGGUGCCCUGGGUGGAGUACUACAAAGCCUUUGUGAAGAGGGACGACGGAAGCGAGGAGUUGUGCAACACCACCAGCAGCACCUGCAACUACCACUGCCAGUGUGGCUUCACCUACUUCAUGAACGUCUUUGCCUACAACAGAGCAGGCUCCAGCCCGCCUGGCCAUGUUCUCAACUACACCACCAUCCCGUGCUGUCCGGAGGAUGUGUCCAUAUCGCUGGUGUCCACGGAAACCCUGGAGAUCACGUGGUCGCCCGUCCGUGGGGCAGAGGUGUACGAGACCAAAGCGGCCGGCGUGUCUGACCUCAUCCACUGCAACGACACGGCCCCCGUGUGCGCCCUCUCUGACCUCAGGUGUAACAGCAGGUACAGUGUGGUGGUCCGGCCCUGCAGCGAGCUUAGAGGCUGCAACAACACCUGCAGACCCCACACAGAGGAGACAGCUCCCUGCACACCUGAGAUCCUCAGCAUCACGCAGACCAAUGUGUCCUGUGUCAACAUCUCCUGGAGCGCCAGCAACAAGGAAGCAAACUACACUGUGAAAGUGGUGGGCGAGAUGGACUCUCAUACCUGCCACUCCACUGGCACUUCCUGCGAGGUCGCCCACCUAGCGUGUGGCUCAACCUAUGAGGUCAGCGCCAUUGCCUGCACAUCAGUAGGGCAGAGUCUAGCCAGCUACACCAUCCCCCUGGAAACAGGACCCUGUUGCCCUCAGGUCCUGAAGGUGACACAAGUGACUCAGGCUAUGACUAACGUUACCUGGUCGGAGGCCACAGGAGCACAGUCAUAUGUCACCUCCCUAACAUCAAUGAGGGGUGAUGCCAAAUGCCACACGCUAGAGACGCACUGCCUGAUGGGAUGCAUUACCUGUGGCAUUAAUUAUACCACGUCUCUGGAAGCCAUCAGCAGCACAGGUCACAAAUCUGAGUGCAUCUACCACGGCUUCUCCUCCAGUGCCUGCUGCCCCUCCAGUGUGAAGCUGUACAGGAUGACCAACAACACCAUCCAGGUGUACUGGCACUCCUCGGGAAACCUCAACAACUACACCGCUGACCUGUACGGAGCGAACUCCAACUACACCUGCACCCCCCCGCCGGGCGGUAACUCCUGCCGUGUUUCUGAGAUCAUGUGCGGGGACGUCUACACCGUUGUGGUUGCCCCCUUGUCACAGGAUGGCACAAAAAUCAAGUUCUGUCCCAAAAGAAUGUAUUCAGUUUCUUGUUCUGGAAGCAAUGUUGGAAUGGCUUCAAGACGCAUCUGCCAACUGACAUUUCACCUCACCCUCAUCUACCAUACCUGUCUUUAUCUUGGGCAAACUAACCUUCUGAAUGUCAGAAAUCUGCUACUCGCAAGGAAAAAUGUGAUUGUUUUUAUUUGUUUUUACCAUGUUCUUAUAUAUUGUGUUCACAAAGUAUCUGCAACGAAGCUGAAUAGUGAAAUAAAUAUGACCUUAAACAGUGCUUUAAUUUAAGCAAUGUAUUAUUAUUAUUUUGGAUAUGGGUGAUAAUGCAGCACGUACAUAGACUGAUCAUAAAGGUGCUAAUGUUUUUGAAUUUGAAGAUGUUUAAUAUUAUACAACAAAUAAUUCUGCCCAUUGUGAACUGAAUGUUAAUAAUGCUUUGAAUUUUACUUGUAUAAAUUGUCUGUCCCCAUGCUAUAAGCUUCCAAAGGAGAUGUGAUCAAUUAUGAAAUAUCUUGAACAGGUAUUAUUCAUCUCAGGAUAUUCAAAACUUUUCCUGUUUAUUUUGAAUGAUGUUAACAAAUUUCUUGUGAACUUUGUUAUAAUGUUGAAUGGUAUCUACAAACAUAUUCCUUUGAAUAAAAUGCCCUCUUUGCAUCAUAA
This is a messenger RNA of Anguilla anguilla (European eel), 3428 nucleotides long. RefSeq names its product fibronectin type III domain-containing protein 7-like. The transcript is spliced from 13 exons. The record is from RefSeq and is a predicted model, not a curated record. NCBI's taxonomy places the organism in Eukaryota, Metazoa, Chordata, Actinopteri, Anguilliformes, Anguillidae. Gene Ontology annotation, molecular function: protein binding. The coding region runs from base 291 to 3056 and encodes 921 amino acids.